This is a messenger RNA of Anopheles marshallii, 696 nucleotides long. RefSeq names its product ER membrane protein complex subunit 10 (gene EMC10). Gene Ontology annotation, cellular component: EMC complex. The transcript has 4 exons. NCBI's taxonomy places the organism in Eukaryota, Metazoa, Arthropoda, Insecta, Diptera, Culicidae. The coding region runs from base 1 to 696 and encodes 231 amino acids. The record is from RefSeq and is a predicted model, not a curated record.
AUGAAUUUGCUAAUGAAAAUAACUUUCUUCGCCUCUGUAUGGCUUGCCUGUACCAUCGACUACGUAAAGGCGAACUCACUCGAGUACGAUGGUUGGCUGAACAUAGCGCUGUUCCAUGCGCUGGAUAUCGACGAACCAAACAAAUUUACCCUACGGGGUAACGUUACCGUCACGAACCGUAACACCGGACUGGUCUCCGUGGCACAGGAACCGCUCUCACUGCAGGAUAGAAACAAAUUGAAACGAUUAGCACAGGAUAAUCGAUUAUACCGCCUAGAGGCACAUGUCACCGAUUCGGACGGCGUUACUAAAUUUCUUACCUCAUCCAAAGCGUGUGCUUUGGCAAAGUCCCAGCUCACCGAUGUGCUGUGGGUUUCGUUGGACCACUCGGGGACGGUAACUGCGGUCACGCAAUCGGUAAAUAAUGGCAAUUUGGACGAGUGUCAUGAUCUGUCCAGCAGCGAUGUCGACGUGCUGGAAGAAUUCAAUACCGAUGUGUACGUGAAGCAUACCGAAUCGGCUCCAAUUCCCGACACGGCCAGCUUUAUACAGAAGAUGGAACGUGAGCGUGAAGCGCGAGAACGCGGCGAAACUAAGGACAACCGUAGCUUCUUUGCGAAAUAUUGGAUGUACCUCGUGCCGGUUGUGAUUCUGCUACUGAUUUCUGCCACCAAUCCCGAGGCAGGCCAACGCUAA